Molecule: messenger RNA, 243 nt
Organism: Echinostoma caproni
Lineage: Eukaryota; Metazoa; Platyhelminthes; Trematoda; Plagiorchiida; Echinostomatidae
Source: the annotation of a GenBank genome assembly
AUGGCUGCCCGCAACGAUGGCAUUCAACUUCUUUUACAGGCUGAAAAGAGCGCUAGUGAAAAAGUUCUUGGACGUCGUUCCGAAAUCCAAGCACAGAUUGAAAAGCUAACGGACGAUAUAAUCAAAACGCAGUCCUCUUCGGUUAAUAUGCACAAGGAGGACGCUAUUAAUCUGUUAUUGGGUCUGGUAAUGGAGAUUGAGCCUCGUCUGCAUCCGAACUACCGAGUCGGGGCCACGGUGUAA